Messenger RNA from Eucalyptus grandis, 2278 nucleotides. RefSeq names its product putative receptor-like protein kinase At4g00960. Gene Ontology annotation, biological process: protein phosphorylation. The transcript has 7 exons. NCBI's taxonomy places the organism in Eukaryota, Viridiplantae, Streptophyta, Magnoliopsida, Myrtales, Myrtaceae. The record is from RefSeq and is a predicted model, not a curated record. Gene Ontology annotation, molecular function: protein kinase activity; ATP binding. The coding region runs from base 1 to 1986 and encodes 661 amino acids.
AUGGAUCCUCCAAAUCUCCUCCUCUUGCUUCUUCUCACCUUUGCUUCCACCAUCGACGCCCAAAAUUUCUUCCCAAAGCCUAGGUGUGGUUCGACUGGCAACUUCAGCGCCGACAGCACCUACAAAACCACCCUCACCGCCCUCCUCUCCUCCAUCUCCACCACCAACUCCUUGUCCCUCAAGUACGGCUUCUUCAACGCCUCCUCCGCCGUCUCUGGUACCUCCCAAACCCUCUAUGUCAUCGGCUCCUGCCGUGGUGACCUCCCUGCUGAGAGCUGUCGUGCCUGCCUCAAUGCCUCGGCCUUUGACAUUCGUGACCUCUGCCCCCUCCAGAAGGAGGCGGUCCUCUACAGUGACAACUGCACCGUUCGGUACUCUAACGCCUCGAUCUUCCGCACAGUCAAAAUCGACCCUGACUACAAGCUGGAAUUCGGCGAGAACUUCACGAGCCCAGACAAGGACAACGCUGCGCUGCAGACGCUGCUGGACCGUCUGCCGGGUGAGGCAGCGGGCGGCGGCUCGCUGAGGAAGUACGCAACAGCCACCACAUCGGUGGGUCUCCACACGAUCUACGCGAUGACACAAUGCACGCCGGACUUAACCAACCAGCAAUGCAUCGACUGCCUGGUGAUAGUCAUCGGGAGGUUUGAGCAGUGCUGUGCUGGGCAGUUGGGAGUGAGGAUCAUGGCCCCGAGUUGCCGGUUCCGGUACGAAGCCUAUCGGUUCUUCGACCCGGUGGGUGAGCCACUUCCGCCGCCCCCUGCGCCCCCUCCGCCACCAGGUGGAAAGAGCAAUUCAAAUAGGACUGUGAUCAUUGUGGUCGCCACAAGUGUUUCUGCGGUUUUCCUUGUUGGUGUUAUUGUACUUCUGAGAGUGAAAAGGAAGAAGCAGCCCAGGCAAAAAGUUGAAGGUGAGGCUGUGGAUGAAAUUAGCACAGUGGACUCGCUCCAAUUUGACUUCGGCACUAUUAGAGAGGCAACCGAUGAUUUCUCUAAUUCCAAGAAGCUUGGACAAGGAGGUUUUGGUUCUGUUUACAUGGGUCAACUCUCCAACGGACAAGAAAUGGCGGUGAAACGGCUAUCGCAAAAUUCUAGCCAAGGGGAAGUUGAGUUCAAGAACGAGUUCAUGUUACUAGCUCAGCUACACCAUAGGAACUUGGUCAAGCUCCUAGGUUUCUGUCUGGAAGGAGUUGAACGGCUUCUCAUUUACGAGUUUGUGCCCAAUUCGAGCCUUGAUCAGUUUAUAUUUGAUCCCCUUAAGCGUGCGAAUCUCAACUGGGAUACACGUUACAAGAUAAUAAUGGGUGUUGCCCGAGGGAUGCUUUAUCUACAUGAAGACUCUCGACUUCGUAUUAUCCAUCGGGACCUCAAAGCCAGCAACGUUUUGUUAGACUUAGAAAUGAAUCCAAAGAUAUCGGAUUUUGGUAUGGCGAGGCUGUUCGAGUUGGAUCAAACUCAAGCCAAGACAAACCGAAUCAUGGGGACCUAUGGAUAUAUGGCACCAGAGUAUGCGAUGCAUGGAACUUUCUCGAUCAAGUCAGAUGUGUUCAGUUUUGGAGUGCUGCUUUUGGAGAUCGUAAGUGGUCAAAGGAACACUCUUUUCCGCAUGGGCGAUGACACGGAAGUCCUUAUAAGCUAUGUUUGGAAGAAUUGGAGGGAAGGAUCAUUAUCAAACAUUAUCGAUCCCUCUAUAACUUCUGGUUCAAGUAUUGAAAUUGUGAGGUGCAUCCACAUUGGUCUACUAUGUGUCCAAGAUAAUAUGAUUAGCCGGCCAACAAUGGCCUCGGUCCUUCACGUGCUUAAAAGCCACUCGGUCACUCUCCAAGUGCCAUCAAGACCUGCAUUCUACAUACACAGCGGCGCCGAAUCUGAUAUGCCAUCCAUGCAAGAUUACAAUUUAUGGGUGGCUGAGGUCGAGGAAUCAAGAAGCAAAUCGAACCAGUUCUCGAAAAAUGAGGUUUCUAUGACUGAGCCGUACCCACGGUAGCCUUAGAAAAUGGGAGAUCAGUGUGCCCUGCACAUUACUUUUUGUGUUUGUUAUGGUUUUCAGAUCAUCAAAUUACAUUAUCAUGAUUUACUUCUUCCUUAGAUUAUUUAGGAUUUAUACGGCUUCAUUGCUCGGGAUUACAUCCAGAUUCAUAGGAUGUUGGAAGUGAAGGAUACUCACAAAAAGUCAUGUCUGACACUACUUGUGUUAAGAUCAGAGAAGCUAGAACAGCUUGCUCUUACAAAAUUCGUGUUGGACUAGGUCAUUUUAGGCGUGAUUUUAGGUGAGCUCC